AUGCGCUGCGUGAUGCUGCAUGCCUUGCAGAGCAUGUGUGGCCAGAUGUACCCAUUCCAGCCGGUGCGCAAUGAGAGAGGAGACUUUGUCAACAUCAUUCUAGUCCGCUCACCCUUUCGGUCUAAGCGCCAAGAGAAGUUGUUUCAGCAGUUCAAGGACGAGAUUCUGUUUCUGGGCAUCAGCAGUUGGGAGGACUACCCACUGCCAGCACCGAACCCAUUCUCUGAGUCGUUCCCGAAGGACAAGUUUGUGGGACUAUUCCCGGGUUUUCUCUACAUGCACCGGGAACCAGAAAAGGUCUUCCCAAGCCACGUCAAGCUCCUCUUGCUGUCGCAAUCGGAUUUUGCCUUACCUGGUCCUGCAAAGGCUGUUCCAAAGAAGUACGACUUUACCUUCUCAGGGUCGGACCAAGAUGUUGAACAGGACUGUGUGGGCUGGUCUUCCUUUGCCAAGAACUGGACCUUCGCAAAGGAGGCAUUGGAGGUCAUGUGUGGCGACCUGCGCAUGACAGGGGUCCUGGUGGCCACCAAGAACAAGCCAGGCUGGGUGCACGUUUGCCUGCGGAGCAAGCUUGAGACAGGCAAGUGGUGUUGUCAGUCAGGAGACAGGCACCAACAGUGCCUAGACACACCCGUAAUCUUCAUGUACCAAGCGAGUCCCUUCAUCAGUGGGAAGGCUCGGAAGAAGCUGAGGUACUACAGUUUUUUUGCGCGCUUUGCAGUGCUCAUCUAUACGCAUUAUGGACUGGAUGGGCGAGAGAUCGGCACCAUUGGCCUUCUGAGCAUUUUGGCAAGCAUCCCUGCCUCGUCAUUUUGGGGCUUGGUUGCGGAUCGCACUGGUCGAAGGAAGCUGGUUUUGGCCUGCUGCUUGGGCACGGCCGCUGCUUUCCAGACCCUGCUGUGCUUGGCUCCCUACAUUCAGGACCACACUUACCGAUUCAUUUACUGCUGCGCGAUGAUGAUGUGUUACACCGCUGCACGGGGGAAUGACUACGGCCAGCUUCGAGGCAUCACCAUGAGAACCUUGGAAAGAUUCGACCGUCAAGGGGCCUACGGAAAUCUUCGCUUGUGGGGUGCCGUCUCAUGGGGCAUUGCUCAUCCGGUCCUUGGGUGGCUCUUGGACGUGGAGCAUGGGCAGCUUCAGCUUCUCUUUGUCGGAAAUGCACUAAGCGCCCUGCUGGCCAUAGCCUGCUUCUCCUUACUUCUGCAGUCGCGGUGGACUGACGAGGGUGCGUCUGCCAAUGGAAGCUCUGAGAGCUCAGAGCGCCGCCAGAAUGAUGCAAAUCGCACGAAUCGAGCGUGCAUGGAGCCCCAGCCAAGGCAGCGAGCCUCCGUGCGUGCACUGUUGCAGAUCAUCUACUCGAAGCCAGAGAUGAUUACAUGGCUUCUCUGUGCUGCAACCCAGGCCAUGGGUAUGCAACAUGUGUUUCAGUUCCUCUUCCUGUAUAUGCAACAACGCUUUCACUCAACAGACAUUUUGAUGGGAUUCAGUGUUACAGUCACAGUUGUUUUCGAGAUCCCAAUCUUCGCUGUCAGUGAAAAGAUCGUCCCGAAGCUAGGACCCACGAUCCUCAUAGCCAUAGCCAUGGGAAGCUUCGUGGUGCGCGUGCUGGGCUACACGGUUGUUCCUGGAGCAGCUUGGCUGCUUCUGCUUGAACCGCUUCAUGGUGUGACCUACAGCUGUUUCACACUGGCCACGGUGCAUUACUUGAACGAGCACGUACCCAUGCACAUGAUCUCCACUGCUCAGGGAUUCAUGUCGUCCAUCACAGCUUGCGGGGCUGCAGCUGGGGCUGUGCUGGGAGGGUGGGUGAUGGAUCUUCCGAACGGGGGCUUGAUUCUCUUCCGUUCGGACACCAUCAUUAUGGCUUUGGUCAUGGUCUUAUUCCUUGCAUCACAGAGACAUUCCUGUCGGCGACGCGAAGCAUUGCUGGAUGGAGAGGACGAGUUCUUUGCCUAUGUGAAGCUUAACUCAACCUUAUCGAAAUCAUCUACUGCUGCUGCAAGGCCUUUGCUCAUGAACCGGAACCUCAUAGGCGCAUCGGGUUUCUGA
Molecule: messenger RNA, 2052 nt
Organism: Symbiodinium natans
Lineage: Eukaryota; Dinophyceae; Suessiales; Symbiodiniaceae
Source: the annotation of a GenBank genome assembly